Molecule: messenger RNA, 1012 nt
Organism: Cucumis sativus (cucumber)
Lineage: Eukaryota; Viridiplantae; Streptophyta; Magnoliopsida; Cucurbitales; Cucurbitaceae
Product: NAD(P)H:quinone oxidoreductase
Exons: 3
Coding region: 234-842 (202 amino acids)
Cellular component (GO): cytosol
Molecular function (GO): FMN binding; oxidoreductase activity
Source: RefSeq, a predicted model, not a curated record
UUGCACUCUGAAAAGAGAAAUAUUGGAAUAUAUGUGUAGAUAAAAGAAAAAAUGAGUAAGCAGUGACCACAUGUCGUUGUAGGAACCAAUAAUCCAAUAGUAAUGAGAAUCUAAACUCAUCCCCUCAACCUUCAUCACAAAUCACACUUACUCUGUCUCUCAUCAUUUUCUCCACCGUUAUUAUAUUCUCUCAUUCAUCGUCUCUUCAUAAACCCUAAUCCCAAUCCAUCCCCAUGGCCUCGUUAUCCACGGUGGUCGGAUCUCAACCGGCUAUCAAAGUCAUCGCUCUCUGUGGUUCUCUUCGUCAAAACUCUACCAACCGAGGCCUUAUUCGUGCCGCAACGGAGAUAGCGAAGGAAUCCAUCGACGGAUUGCAAAUUGAAUAUUUGGAUAUCUCCCCAUUGCCGAUGCUGAAUACCGAUUUGGAGGUUGAUGGAACAUAUCCGCCCGUCGUUGAGGCGUUUCGCCGGAAGAUUCUUGAAGCUGAUAGCAUUCUCUUUGCAUCGCCGGAAUAUAACUACUCUGUUACCGCACCAUUGAAGAAUGCAAUAGACUGGGGAUCAAGGCCACCAAAUGUAUGGGGAGACAAAGCAGCAGCAAUAGUUAGUGCAAGUGGUGGCUCUGGUGGUGUAAGAUCACAGUACCAUCUUCGCCAAAUUGGAGUUUUUCUUGACCUUCAUUUCAUAAACAAGCCUGAGUUUUUCUUGAAUGCACAUCAGCCACCCCCCAAGUUCAACAGCAGCGGUGACUUGAUCGAUGCCGAAGUUCGAGCAAGGUUGAAAGCUCUUCUUCUAGCCUUGCGUGCAUUUUCCUUGAGACUUAAAGGAACUAACCCCUUGUAAAUCAACAAACGACGUUGGAAUAAAUGUUAUGUGAUCCUUAUUCAUGUAGAGCUGCAUGGUUUAAAAAUGAACCUUUUACAAAAUAACCAACUUGAAAAAGAGAUGCCAUUGUUCGAAUAGCUACAAAAAAAAAAAAAAAUAGCCUAUAAAUACAUAUCUCUUUUCAACUA